This is a messenger RNA of Bufo gargarizans (Asiatic toad), 2080 nucleotides long. Its product is annotated as E3 ubiquitin-protein ligase TRIM39-like. Gene Ontology annotation, molecular function: protein binding; zinc ion binding. The transcript is spliced from 7 exons. Lineage: Eukaryota; Metazoa; Chordata; Amphibia; Anura; Bufonidae. The coding region runs from base 49 to 1428 and encodes 459 amino acids. The record is from RefSeq and is a predicted model, not a curated record.
GUGACUACUACGUCAUCAAAGCCGCCAGAUACAUCGGAGAGCAGAGUCAUGGCGAGUGCACGGACCAAACAUGUUAAAGAUCUACAGGAAGAACUGACCUGUUCCAUUUGCCUUGAUAAGUUUAAAGACCCUGUCUCUAUACAGUGUGGUCACAACUUUUGCCGAGCAUGUAUCUCCCAAACAUGGAAAGGCACCCGCAGCAAUUUUUUAUGCCCUGUGUGUCGGAAGGUAUCCAAAUGGAAGUUUCUAAGACCUAAUCGUGUUGUGGGGAACGUGCUGGAAAUUUCAGCUCAAAUGUUUACAGCUGUAGAAAGUGAAGGACCUAAGAAGCAGUGUCCGAAGCACCUAGAGCCACUGAAACUUUAUUGUAAGGAUGACUCUGAGGAAAUCUGUGUAGUGUGCAGAGAGUCCGUCUAUCACAGGAGCCAUACAGUAAUGCCAGUAGAAGAAACAACUGAAGAAUUUAAGGGUGAAGUUCAAAAUCGUCUGCAGGCAUUAAGAAAGGAGCUUACCAAUAGUGUGCAACUUAAAACUGAAGAAGAAGAAAGAGCUCAAGAACUUCAGGCUGAAGUUUUACAAAAACGUCAAAUGGUGACUGCAGGCUUCGAAGGUUUGCGGCAACUUCUGGCUGAUGAAGAAACGGUGAUCAAUCACCGUUUAGAAAACCUUGAGAGAGCAAUUAAACAGAGGAGAAACGAGUGUGUCAGCAGGCUGAAUGAAAAGGUGUCAUCGCUCCAAAAAGUCAUCACUGACCUUGAAAAAAGUUUUCUCAUUUCAAACAGCCAUAAUUGUCAGGAACAGAAAGCUUCUGUUGUCAGACAUUCUCCUGAACUUCCUCAUCCAAAACACAGGACACCCAGACACACUGGAAGAAGAGCAACACUGGACUUUUUUAUGUCUUUACAUGUUCCAUUGUCCCUGGACCUGAAAACUGUCAACCAAAAUCUUCUGGUAACCUGCAACAGACAACGUGUGAAAUAUGUGGAAGAUGCACUGCAUUUGGUCCCAUGUCCAGAGAGGUUCGACUCAAAACCAUGUGUUUUGGCAACCACCGGAUUCAAAUUAGGAAAACAUUAUUGGGAGGUGGAGGUGGGAGGAGGCAUAUACUGGACCACUGGGAUAGCUAAACAGUCUGUUUGCAGAAAAGGAAUGUUUAGAAUUGAACCAGGUAGAGGAAUAUGGGCAAUUGGUCUACUUGGCAUGUAUACAGAUAGAUACUAUGCUUUCACCAACCCUGAUACUCUCUUGAAUCCUAAGGAACAACUGGAAAGAGUUGGAGUCUUCUUGAACUGUGAUGAAAGCUAUGUUUCCUUUUACAAUGCUUUGAACCUGGAGCACCUUUACACAUUUAAUUUUAUGCAAGUGCCUGAAAAAAUGUUCCCCUUUUUUUGUGUAGGAGCCUUAGGAACAGAACUUAAACUUAACUAAUCAUUUCAAAUCUUGUUUUUAGUAGAGAAUUUGCAACAUGAAAACCAAAGCUUUCUAAUUAAAAUGGUUUGUCUGACUUAAUAAAAAAAAAUGAUCCCCAAGGCCACAAUACAAUAAAGAAAGAAUAUUUACAUACAUAUUUCAUCCCCUGCUACUCUUAUCUGAAGGAGUUGUUUGCUUGGCUGCAGCAAUGAUGUGCCUGCAUACUCCAAGUGACUGCUGCAGCCAAUCAGCUCAGCUGCUGAGAUCAGUGAUUGGCUGCAGCAGCGUCCAAGUUAUACGUGAAUGUCAUCACUGCGAUGUGGAGGAUCAGAGCAGUUACGCUGGGAGCAGCAGGGGAGGAGAUAGGUGAGUAUAUGUUCUUUCAUUUUACCAUAGUUUCUGCCUUGAACUAAUUCAGCCAUCACCUUUAAGUUCUUAGUGGAAAGGGUUUUCCCUUUGACAUAUUUGUAUGGUAUAUCCACUAGAUAUGCCAUGAAAAUCUUACUGUUGGGUCAUUCAUCCAUUCAAAGAUAGGAUACCUAAUCCUUGUACCUGAUGUAGAAGAGACUAUGCAUCUGUGAUCAAUCUACGUUAAAUGGCAUCUGUCAGCAGAUUUGUACCUAUAAAACUGACCUGUUGCAUGUGCUCUCGGCAGCUGAAGGCCUCUGUG